CUACGACGACGAUGUAGGAUGACUAGAGAUGCUGCCCUCGAUUCGACAGCUGCAUCCGUAUCUCCCGUCCUCCGCAGGCGAAGGCGAGGGUGAGAGUGGAGGGGACGAACCGAAGAAGAAGAAGAGGAGGAGACAGGCGCUGAGCUGCACUGAGUGUAAGCGCCGCAAGAUUAGAUGCGAUAGGAACCAGCCGUGCGCGCCGUGUGUGAGACGGGGCGAGCAGAGCAAGUGUCUCUGGAACGUCGUCGAGCCGGCUGAAAAAUACGCGACUCGUGCCGAGUACGAUGAACUGAAGGCGCGCGUGGAGCACCUCGAGGCCCUCGUUGAGCGUCUUACCCAGUCCCAGGCUCAGUCCCAGUCCCAGGCUCAGGCUCAGCCCCAUCCCCAGCCCGGGCCUCCUCCGCCGUUCAUCUCACCGCCCCCGCAGCCAAAAAACUGGGCAGCGCUGACGUUCCUGGUCCUGGGCGGACGUCAGCGCUGUUCUCGCCCCCUCGGAGGUACACCGGCCCCGGAUCCGCCUUUAACCCACCCUAUCAGUCGCCAUAUACACCGUACACGCCCUACCCAUAUUCCCGCUCGUCCCCGACGUACUCGUCUUACCCCCAGUCGAGUGUCCCAUCUACCUCUGCACCAUCUUCGUCCGCCGUACCCUCUUCGUCUACCUCUUCCUAUCCACCGCCCCACCCGCCGUCCCCAUCUCCCCCUCGGCGCUAUAGCGACCCCGAGAGGAGAUGAUCUUUAGCGCAUAAUGCCGUCCCUGUUUCAUAUCCUAA
Messenger RNA from Guyanagaster necrorhizus, 773 nucleotides. RefSeq lists its product as uncharacterized. The transcript is spliced from 2 exons. The record is from RefSeq and is a predicted model, not a curated record. Bases 29 to 742 code for a protein of 237 amino acids. NCBI's taxonomy places the organism in Eukaryota, Fungi, Basidiomycota, Agaricomycetes, Agaricales, Physalacriaceae. Gene Ontology annotation, biological process: regulation of DNA-templated transcription. Gene Ontology annotation, molecular function: zinc ion binding; DNA-binding transcription factor activity, RNA polymerase II-specific.